This is a messenger RNA of Pimephales promelas (fathead minnow), 5659 nucleotides long. The record is from RefSeq and is a predicted model, not a curated record. Lineage: Eukaryota; Metazoa; Chordata; Actinopteri; Cypriniformes; Leuciscidae.
UUACUGUCACGAGGUUCAACAGAGAGUAAAGAUGAAUUAAGGAUUGUGCUGCUGGGAAAAACUGGAGUUGGGAAGAGUGCAACUGGAAACACAAUCUUAGGAAGAAACGCAUUUACAGCAGAAACAUCUCAUGAAUCAGUGACUAAAGAGAAUCAGAGAGAAACAUCUGACAUCAACGGCCGACGCGUUACUGUGAUCGACACUCCAGGACUGUUUGAUACUGAACUCACUAAUGAAGAGAUCCAGAGAGAAAUCAGCAACUGCAUUCCUAUGAUCCUGCCGGGACCGCACGUGUUCAUCAUUGUGCUCAAUUUAGGACGGUUCACUCGAGAAGAAGCAACAUCAGUGAAGAUCAUCCAGGAGACGUUUGGAGAGAAAUCUUUAAUGUUCACCAUGGUGCUCUUCACCAGAGGAGAUUUCCUGAAGGAUAAAACCAUUGACCAGUUUCUGGGAAGACCUGGAUCUUCUCUGAUGAACCUGAUUGAAGAGUGUGGAAACAGAUAUCAUGUGUUCAACAAUAAUCAGCCUGGAGACCGAACACAGGUGUCUGAUCUACUGGAGAAGAUAGACCACAUGGUGAAAGCAAACGGAGGGAGUUUCUACUCGUGUAAGAUGUUCAGACAGAUGGAGAGAGAGAGACCGGGACAACUAGAUGAUUUAGAGAAGAGACGGAAAGAAAUAAAAAUAAGAGAUCAACAGAUCUUUAAAGAAAAACUGGAAAGCAGUGGAAGACAUCUGUUUUACAGACUUCAUCUUCACAAUAAACUAAGAGUUGCAGAUGUUCUUCAGAUAACUGCUCAUUCAUUACAGUCACGUGAGUCUUGUGCUGAAGAGGAGCUGAUUCAGACUUUCAUACUAAAACUAUUGAUGAUGAACUACAGAGCCAGAUAUAUUAAAACAAAAGACGCACAAGAAAAAGACAAAGACUCAGAUUUUUUUGAUAAAAUGUUUAUGUCAAACAAAGAAGACAGACAAUCUGAACUCAUUCACCCGAUGGAUGUUCAGAUGGCCGUGUUUCAUUGUGCUGAUGGUUUCCUGAAGCAGUUGAUGGUCACUAAACUGUCCCAGUGUCAGUACGCUCUGCCUCUGCUUGUCCCUGAUCCAUUCACACAACAGAUUGAGUUUCCUCUCUGGACAUUCAGACAAAUCAACAAGAGCUGGAAGAUGAUAAACACUGACAAUGAGAUCAUCAGUCAAACCCAUCCGGUCUGCAAGGCACAAACUCCGAUGGUGUCUUUCUUCAGGUUUGACUCUGUGUCUUCAUCCAAGUCUGAGCUGAUGAACAGUCUGAUCAAUGAGAAACACAACACGUUCUUCCACAGGAACUGUCCAGGCAGCAGCAGAACCAGAGUCCUGAUGGAUGGAGUGGUGGAGAUCGCCUGGUUCUGUCCAUCUGGGAAAAACACGGAUAAAUUCACGGACUGUGUUGCGUUCUGUAAUCUACAUGGGGAUGCAGGAGAUCAUGAGAAACAGCUGCAGAUCCUCACUGAAAUGGCCUCAGUCAAUGUUGUUCUUCUACCACGACUGGACAAGAAUCACAGACAUGCAGCAAUGAUCCAGAACUUGUACAAAGACUCAAAGCCUCUCAUUUGUCUUUUUACUGAGGAUGAAUUCGCUGUAACUAGGCCGAAGAAAGGGAAAUAUAAGAUUGGUCUGAAAGACAGAAAUCGGUCAGAUGUAUCUGAAGAACUCAGAAGAGCGAUAAAUGAGUGUCUCUCAGAAUCAUCUUCCACGUUCAGACUUGAAGAUGUGUCCAAACACUCAGACAUCAGAGUAGAUGAGGAAGAUGAUGAAGACUGCAGGAGAGGAAGAGAAGCAGCACAGCGGAUGAUGAGUUUACUGGAGAAGAAAGAUCUGACAGAAAUCAAAGAAUCAUUUCUACCUCAUCAGGGUAAACUGUGGCGUCAGUGGAGUCAGAAGAACAAAGAACUACAUCGACCUCAAGGAGAUGAAGUAGAAAUGGAAAUGAGUAGAAAACAAACAGAGAUGAAGAAAAUCCGUCAAAUGCAGCAUGAAUCUGACGUCAGUGUGUUUAUGAAGCUCUUCAUAAGACAAAUUAACUCACAUGAGAAACAGAAGAUGUUUUUCAUCAAAUGGCUCAGAAUCCUUCUGGGUGAAUAUACGUCAGCUGGACUUUCUAAUGUACAACAGAAAUAUGAUAAACAGUGGUUAACCGUCUUAAAACUGAAAAAAUCUGAACAACUCAAAGCUGAAGAAAAUGAAUUUGAGAGAAUAUCUGAGGAUCUUCAAUAUUCAGCCUUUGGUUUGGAGCACAUCAUGAGGGAGAUCGGUCAGAUCUAUGAAUCAUGUUCAUCUGUGAAGAAGAACAAGAAAGACCUUCAGGUUCACUUCUCUUCUUUCCCGAGUCUGGCAGCAGAGAUGAUGAUCUCUGGGUUUCCACUGGAGUUGAUGGAUGGAGAUGCUGCUCAUGUUCCUGUGAUCUGGAUCUCUGCUGUUCUAGAUCAACUCAUCCAGAAACUGGGAGACCAGAGAGUCUUUGUGCUGUCGGUUUUAGGCAUUCAGAGCUCUGGGAAAUCCACCAUGCUGAACGCCAUGUUUGGACUCCAGUUUGCCGUCAGUACUGGAAGAUGCACCAGAGGAGCUUUCAUGCAGCUGAUCAGAGUCUCAGACGAGAUGAAGACACAGAUGAACUUUGACUAUAUUCUGGUUGUUGAUACUGAGGGUCUUCAUGCUCUAGAACUGGGUGGAAAAUCAACAAGACAUCAUGACAAUGAAUUGGCCACAUUUGUUGUUGGUCUUGGAAACAUGACCUUGAUCAACAUCUUUGGGGAAAACCCAUCUGAGAUGCAGGACAUUCUUCAGAUUGUUGUUCAGGCCUUCAUGAGGAUGAAGAAGGUCAGACUGAAUCCCAGCUGUGUGUUUGUGCAUCAAAACGUUUCAUACAUCACAGCUGGAGAGAAAAACAUGGAGGGAAGGAGACGACUGCUGGACAUAAUGGAUGAGACGACAAAACUCGCUGCUAAAGAAGAAGUCUGUGAUGCAGAAUGUUUCAGUGAUGUUAUUAAAUUUGAUGUUCAGAAUGAUGUGAAGUAUUUCGCUCAGCUCUGGGAGGGAAGCCCACCCAUGGCACCACCAAACCCAAACUACUGUGAGAAUAUUCAAGAACUGAAGGAAACUAUUAUGUGUCAUGCCUCAAAAUCACAUGGAAUGAUGUUGAUAGAUCUAAAAGAUCGUGUUAAAGAUCUCUGGGAGGCUUUACUGAAUGAACGAUUUGUCUUUAGCUUCAGAAAUUCUCUGGAGAUUUCAGUUUACAGGAAACUGGAGACCGAAUACAGCAAGUGGACCUGGAGUCUUCACAGUGCCAUGAUGGAAACUGAGAACAAACUACACAACCAAAUAGAAAAGGAGGCAAUUCAUGAGGUUGAGGAAACUGAACUUCAAAGAGAACUGAAGAAGACAAGUGAAGAAGUGGAGAAAUCAAUGUCUGAAUUCUUUGAGAAAGACAGAUAUAAAGAUAUACUGAUUCAGUGGAAAACAUCAUUUGAAAUCAAAAUAAAAGAGCUUCAGGAAAACAUUGUGAGAGAAACACAGAGGAGAUUAAACACUAUUCUUCAGCAGCGAGACCUGAAGAAAAAGAUUGAUGCUCAGAGGACACAUCAUGAAAACACCCUCUAUGAAAAGAGCAAAGAACUCGCUAUAAAACUAAAAGAUAAAGCAAAUAAUAAAGAAAUGCUAAAGAAAGAGUUUAAUUUGUUUUGGGAUCAGAGUGUGAAAAAGUUCAUGAAAGACUCUCCUGAAAUCAAAGACAUUGAUAUAAUGAGAGAUGUGAGAGAGAUCCUCAGUGACAUCUAUGAAAGUGCUCCUGUUGAUCACUGGAAGGAGAGUACAGAUAUUUUCUCUUUGCAGAGUUAUUCAGAUUGUGUUGUUCUCAAAAAGUCUAGAAAAGGUUUGAUUCAACAGGCUGGAAAGGAUGUUUACAGAACAGUAAUGAAAAAAUCGUUCGGAUAUAAUCAAAAUCUGUCUUUAGAGGAUGAAUCCCAAAUAAGAUCAUUCAUCACAGAUGUUGUUGAGCAAACAGACAAAAUGAUUCAGUCAUUUAACAUUUCAAAGAUGGGCUACAACAUCAGUUACAUUCAACAGCUCAUAUAUUACAUCAAGGAGAGGAUAACAGAACAAGAAAAAACAUUGACAAUGACAAAGUUCAAGAAUGAGUUCUUCAUGGAUUUGGUUCUUUCCAUCUGUAAGAGAGCAAACAAGACGAUCACUGAUCAACACAGACUGUUCAGAGAAGACAAUGAUCCUGUAAUAUAUGUUGAGAAGAAGAGAGAAGAGUACUAUGGUGUUUUCCAGAAAUACUGUCAUGGAGCCUCAACUUCUGCCAUUUUUGGAGAGAUCAUCUGUCAGAAACUGAAAGAGCCCAUUGAGCAGAGCGUCUACAAGAAGACUGCCAGAGAUCUGACAGAUGAAAUGAGAUCAAAGUGUGAAUCACUGAAUGGAAACAGAUCAAAUCUGGAGAAACACAUCCUGAAGACACUGGCUGAAGAGGAGGAUUUCAACAAAUAUAUGACCUACAUUCAUAAACCCAGAGAUCACUUCAAGAGUUUCAUCAGAGAUGAAGCCAGUCGGUACAUUUCUAACAUGUUUGAUGACAGCAUUAUACACAAGAUGAAGAAGAACAUUGAACUCCUGCAGCAGAAGAUCAUGAAAGCAGCUCAUGAAUCUACCGAACAUGUUCAAGUCUACAGAGGAGAUGUUGGUUUGUGGUUGAAGAGUUUCUCACAGAAGCUCUCAGAUGUGCUGAUCUUCUCUAUAAAAGACCUCAGUGAAGUGAAACACAAUGAUGUUGAUGAUUUCAACUUCCUAGAAGAUGUGAUGAGACAUGAUCUAACUGCGAUAAUGACUGACAUCAGCAGUAGAUUCAACAUAAUGACAUUUCCAGUAAAGCUGGACUAUAAGGACAGACCAGAUGAGCUUCUGAUUGGUCACUUCUGUUGGGUUCAGUGUCCGUUCUGUAAAGCCGUCUGCACCAACACCAUAGAAAACCAUCAUGGAGAUCACAGUGUCCCUUUCCACAGAGUGUGGGGAAUCAAUGGGACAUAUUACAGCUUAACACCGAAUCUCUGUCCUGAUAUUUGCACAAAUUUAGUAGCAAGUCAUCAGGAUUUUAAUACACCACAUGGCAGGUUUAAAUACAGAGAUUACAGAAGAGCAGGAGGAGUGUAUGCAGACUGGAGCAUCACCUCUGACCUCUCAGAGCUGCCCUACUGGAAGUGGUUUGUGUGUCGAUUCCAGAAAGAUCUGGAAAAACACUACAGUAAAACAUUUGAGAUACCAGAUGAAUGGAGAAGAUACUCUAAACAUGACGCUAUUGAGAGUUUAGAUAAAUACAUGUAAUGGAUUUCCAGAGAUCCAGGAGAUCCAGAUCACAGAUAUCAAUGAGUUUCUGUGACAUGAGAAUCUGAGCUCAUCUACACCUCACAAGAUCAUUGCUUCAUCAAAUACACCAGAGAUUCAAUUCCUCGUUCGUGAUCUGAACUUAUUUCUGAACAUAUGCCUAAAAGAUAAAGCUCAAACAUCUCGAUCAUGAACUGAAACAGAUCUGUGGUGAUUGGUGAUAGAUGUUUGAAGUAUACAUGUGUUUGUUAAAGCUCAGUGCUGAUGAGGAAAGUGUGAGAAAUAAACAGCAAAUUAAACCUCA